UAAUAGCACACAGACUGGCCGGCAGGAAAGCUGACGCAGUCAUAGAAGCGCGCUGAAUUGAGUAAAUAUAAAUGCAAGAAAACGUAUUGUAAUUAAAAAGUUUGAGCCAAAACAACAAUUGAGUCAAAUUUCUAUGUAUGCCACAAAUGCCACUCUGGGCAAAUAUGAACGAAAAUAUCUUGGCGGCAGCGCGACAAUUGCGAUUUACGCGUCGAACGGUUGAGAUAGACGUAUUUAAAAACGCGCGCGCUUUAACUUUGGGUGCCAACAACAAAGGCAACACACAUAAACGCACGAAAACUCAAACAACGACCAUACAAAAAACAGUUAAGAAAUUCCAACAGAAAGCAAAGGGAAACAAUAAAUAAUAUAUUAAGUGAGAGAAAAAACAAAAAAAAAAAAAAACAACAGAAAAAAACAGAUAAAACAAGAUCGUUAGUAGUGGAGAAACGUGCGAUCGGUGAAGUCAACUUUUUGAAAUUUUGUUGGUGACAGUGCGUACGUAGGCGCAGUGAGGUGCAAAUGUUUUUGGCUGACCAAUGAAUAAGUGAAAUCAAAAGACGCAUUUAAUGCAAACAUUUUAGUAGUGUUUUAAAAUUUUAUUAUUAGUUACAAUUUGGUUUAUUUUUAAUAUUUGUAAGUGAAAAAGUGUUCGCGAAAAAAAAAUGGUAGAAACAGCAAAAACAACCACAUUUACGCGAACCACCACAUCAGUGCCAGCUCAGGCUCCAGUUGCAGCUCCAGCUGCGGCAGCAUCAGCGACCGCGCCCGUCAUCACAGCAUCCGUGACAUCAACAACAACAACGCCAACAAAUGCGCGACGCAAUGACGAGACUGCGCGUGCCAUCUACAAUCUGAAGGUGAUCGUUUGCCUUUUACUACUGCCGUUGAUCCUGUUUGCCGUGUUUCUGAAACAUCUGCUGGAUUACCUGUUUGCGCUGGGCGUGAAGGAGAAGGAUGUGCGCGGGAAAGUAGCAGUGGUGACCGGUGCAGGUAAUGGCCUUGGCCGGGAAAUCGCCAUUGAGCUGGCUCGGAAGGGUUGCAAAUUGGCCAUUGUGGAUGUGAACUCAAAAGGCUGCUACGAAACGGUUGACCUCAUUACCAAAAUACCAAGUGCCGUGGCCAAAGCAUACAAGACCGAUGUUUCGUCACCACGCGAAUUACAGUUGAUGGCUGUGAAAGUCGAAAAAGAGUUGGGCCCUGUUGAGAUUUUGGUCAACAAUGCAUCGUUAAUGCCUAUGACUUCCACACCGCAUUUGAGCAAUGAUGAAAUUGAAACCAUACUAACGGUUAAUUUGGGUUCGUAUAUUAUGACCGUAAAAGAAUUUCUACCCAAAAUGGUAGCACGAAAAUCGGGACAUGUUGUGGCAGUGGCAGCUUUGGCAGGUUUGGUACCGUUGCCUGGUGCUGGCAUUUACACUGCAACCAAAUAUGGAAUUAUGGGCUUCAUGGAGGCGUUGCGCGGCGAGCUACGUCUCUCCGAUUGUGAUUACAUACGCACCACCGUGGCAAAUGCCUACCUAAUGAAGACAAGUGGCGAUUUGCCGCUGCUCAGCGAUGCGGGCAUAAUGGCCAGUUAUCCGGGCUUGCCGACACCCUACGUCGCAGAGAAGAUCGUUCGCAGCGUCCUGUAUAACGAGCGCAUGGUAUACGUGCCGAAAAUAUUCGCUCUCACCGUAUGGCUGCUCAGAUUGUUGCCCACUAAGUGGCAGGAUUAUAUGUUGCUGCGUCUCUACCAUUUCGACGUGCGCAGCUCUCAUCUAUUUUACUGGAAAUAAACGUAACGGUCCAGCGAUCCAGCAUACCUCCCAUCCGCGAUUUUGUUUUUGUGGUAUGUAAGUUGGAAACAAUGCAGUUGGUAGUGUGACGAGUGUGCCCUGCUGCUGCUUCAGACUCUCACUCUCAGACUACACAUUAUUGCAAUACUGGCGGCGUUGCUUCUCACAUUUGUGCAUUUAUGUUUCUAUUUCACAUUCGUGUGGAGCAUCAUAAUUAUUUUUUUAUUAUUACAUUUCGUAUUGAAAAGUUUAAUUGUUUUUUACUUGAUUGCAUUCUUAUUUCGAUUCUUUUAUGUUUUGCGAAAAUCACUACUCUCUUAUAUGGAAAGUGUAUAAAAUAAUAUUCUAGCGUACGAGUACAAUUUUAGUCAUAAUAAACUAAAUAAAUACAUACAUACAUACGUUUGUUUAUACACACAAUAAAUCUA
Anastrepha ludens (Mexican fruit fly) is the source of this 2206-nucleotide messenger RNA. Its product is annotated as short-chain dehydrogenase/reductase family 16C member 6. The coding region runs from base 666 to 1778 and encodes 370 amino acids. The transcript is spliced from 7 exons. Gene Ontology annotation, molecular function: oxidoreductase activity, acting on the CH-OH group of donors, NAD or NADP as acceptor. Lineage: Eukaryota; Metazoa; Arthropoda; Insecta; Diptera; Tephritidae. Gene Ontology annotation, cellular component: lipid droplet. The record is from RefSeq and is a predicted model, not a curated record.